UAUAAACAAUAAUUUAUUAAAAAAAAAUAUACUUGAGAUGAAAUUUGUUGUUCCAGUCUCACUCUGCUUAGUUGUAGUUACUAUUAAUGCGUUUAACUGUCCUUGUCAUGACAAUCGAGGAAAUUGCCCAGAACCGAAGUGCAAACGCGGAGUCGGUGUGGUUAUGGAUCCAUGCGGAUGUUGCAAAGUUUGUUCUCAACAAAAAUGGCAAGAAUGUGGCGGACCGUGGAAUGCUCUUGGAAAGUGCGACCCCACGAAAAAACUGGAUUGUGUAGCGAAACCAUUAUGUGGACCACCAAUGAGAACACCCUUCCCGGGAAAACCACCAGGGAUUUGCAUUCCGCCUAGACAUCUUAGAAUAUUGAAAAAAUACUGCGGACCACAGCGGGAUCUUCUUUGCGGCACCAAUCCGUUUGCCCACAAUGAAGAAUGACCGACAACAGCACACAUUAUUUAAUUGAUAUUUUGUGUAUUUAUUUGUAAAUAAUAUAUAUAAUAUUUUUCUUACAAUAUUUAUCUUAACACGAGAACGAAAUCAGUGGAGUUUGCUCUGCAGACAGAUUUAGGGUAAUCGAGAAUAUCCUUGCGGGUAUAAUAAUUUAAAUAGAUUGCAAUUGUUCAGAAACAUUACCUCCUCAUUUUGCUCUCCCAAUAUAUUGUUUUCGCAGAAGUCCAAUAAACAUUUCACUUAUUUUAAUGUGAACUAAUAACCCUCUUUGUAAUUUUUGACUUGUUGAUAACACGUGUAGUGUGACAUUUGGUGAAGUGCAUAAAGCAUAUGUAUAUAGGAGUAUUAGAAUGCAAUUUUCCAUUUUUUUUUUUUUGUAUUUCUGA
Molecule: messenger RNA, 834 nt
Organism: Styela clava
Lineage: Eukaryota; Metazoa; Chordata; Ascidiacea; Stolidobranchia; Styelidae
Product: venom protein 302-like
Cellular component (GO): extracellular region
Source: RefSeq, a predicted model, not a curated record